AUGGGUGGUGUUGCUAUGUACAACGUUUUUGGCCGCCAGGUGGGCGCGCACUGGCUGUCCAUUGCCACGCUCAGUGCCACCGCAGCCAUUCCGUUCCUCAUGGGCGGCGGCAAGAAGGACGGCGCAAAGAAAACACCUCCCAUCAACGCCUCCAGCAAAGACGAAGAGAGCUUCAUCCAGGAAUUCCUACAACAGAUCGAGCAAGAAGACAAGGCCAACAAGAUAUCCGGCAAGGAGGCACACUAG
Messenger RNA from Cyphellophora europaea CBS 101466, 246 nucleotides. RefSeq lists its product as uncharacterized. Bases 1 to 246 code for a protein of 81 amino acids. Lineage: Eukaryota; Fungi; Ascomycota; Eurotiomycetes; Chaetothyriales; Cyphellophoraceae. The record is from RefSeq and is a predicted model, not a curated record. The transcript has 3 exons. Gene Ontology annotation, biological process: proton motive force-driven ATP synthesis.